Messenger RNA from Lecanosticta acicola, 657 nucleotides. The record is from the annotation of a GenBank genome assembly. NCBI's taxonomy places the organism in Eukaryota, Fungi, Ascomycota, Dothideomycetes, Mycosphaerellales, Mycosphaerellaceae.
AUGUCGGACAAGAGGAAACGCGAUCGCGAGGAGGGAGGGAGUGAGAGGAAGAAGCAAAAGAGGGGCUUCGUCGUGGGUCCGGACAAUCUCCCAGAUGGAACCUACAGACGAAAAAGUGCGCCGAAGAAUUCCACGAAAGCACCCCAAAGCCGUCUACUAACAUGAAGUCCAGACCAAAAGAUCAAACAGAACCUGAUCGAAAAGGCGAAACUGAAAAAGGACUACGCAAAACUCAAAAAGCAAGGCAAACUACCCACCGAAGAAGAAUCCCUUCCAAAACCUGCCUCCAUGGCAGUCGAAGACGAAGCCGAAGCCGAAGAGCCCACCACAGCACCUCAUCCAGACCGACAGACUCUCAUCGACAACGAAGAAGAAGAGCCUCUACCCCAAGAGAGACCUCCUCGACAGCGCAAGCCCAAAGCGAUACCAUUUCAAAAGGAGCAUGAAGCAGCUCAGAAACGGAAAGCAGAGGCCGAGGAGCGUCGCAAAGCCCGAGAAGAAGCCGAGAAGGAGCGGCAGAGAAAGAUCGAAGAGCGUGAGAAAUUCAGACGAGCAAUGGCGAAAGCGAGGACGGGUGGAAAGAAUGGACAGAGGAAAUUGGGCAGGGAGAGUAAACCGUUGUUGGAGAAGGUGAAGAGAUUAGUUGGGGAGAGCUAA